CUGACCUUGGUCUCCCUUCAGCUUUUCCCUGUUCCCCCACCUCAGACUAGUGGUCUCCCUCUGUCAGAGUCUCCUCUAACCAGCCCCUUGUUUCCACCUCCCACUGACUGCCUCUGUCCUUCGGUUACGCCCACUGGAUAAUUUAGUUCUCCUCCUUCCUCCUCCUUGCUCUCUGCAGCUGUACAUACUCUGCUUUUUAAUUAGAAAGACUAGUAUAGCUCCCCCUCUCUGCUUCCUAUACUCCAGCACUCCUUCACCCCCUCCCUCUUUUUUCUUUUUUUUUGCUUACAAGGAUACAGCGGCUUGCAUGGCAACGGGGAGAGGAGGUCAUGACGGAGAGAUGCGGAGAAAAAGCGGGAGAGAGGAAAAGGGAACAAGGCAGGGAGAGCUGAAAGGAGCAUCUGAGAGGAUAACUGUCUGUUUGCUCACUCUUGUCUUCGUGCUCCCUCUCCUGUCCUUCUACUUCCACUCACAGCACAACCGCACAGACAACUAGGUAGGCACAGCGGAGCGUGGAGAUGGCAAAAAAGAGAGGUUCCCACGUGAAAGGCAUAAAUCCACAGGAGGAGAGGAGGGCAAGAUAGAGGAAAACACCAACCAGAGGGGGGAAAAAAAAGAAAAAGAGUUGAGCGGGAGAGGAGCAGAUGGGCUCUGGAGAGGAAACGAUGUGAGGCUCACCGAGCGGCAGUGACACAGAGAGGAGAGGUGGGGGAUAAAAAGCAAACAUGAGGGAUGGAAGAAUGGGAGGAAGCAACGUGAAGUAAUAGCAGAGAAGAGGAGCAGAGAAGAGGAGUGAGCACUUGUGGGAGAAGGAGACAAGACAGAGGGCAAUAAGAAGAGAACGAUGUGGAGCCCACGCCGUCUUCAGCCAUGAGAGUAUGUGUCACUGAGAGGAGCGCCGACAAAAGAAACAGAGAGAAAGUACUAAAAUCCAAACGGAGAGAGCGCAGACCGAAAGAAAAGUUCCACAAAAAGAGCCUGUAACUGUGAAGCACUCAGGAUCAUCAGUAUAUUUCGGACCACAUGAUUUCCUGAGGGCACGGAGGUCAAGGGGUGUGGAAAAAUAGAAGUUGAUGAACCAAAAGAUGGGCACGUGGAAAACCCAAACUGUAUUUGCGUUUGACUUUUCUGGCCUCAUUAAAAGUCAGCUCCCAUGAGUGCUGGUGAAAAAUGGUUUUAAGAGAUAAAAGUGCACUUUUUUAAAAGUGUGGGCAUAAAGAUUUUAAGACCAUCUAAUGCUGCAUACAUUUAUUUUUGUACAAGUUAAGCGAAAGACCCAUAAUUCACCCAGAAGUUAUCACUGGUACAUCUAAUUUGUACAGUUUGUGAAUCUCUCAGAUGGAUUGUUAUAUUCUUUGACCUGUGCAUACUGUUGUCCUUGAUGGAGAACAUUAGUAACUCUAAAUGACUGUGAAGAAUAAGUUGAGGAAUUACAUGGAUUUCUUGUAAUUGUUUGAUCUAUUAUUUUUUUUUUAAAUGUUUAAGGUUAUGGAGAGAUGACCUUCUUUACCAAUGUACUAGCAAAACAUCUGUAAUCUGCCUGAAAACUCUGUGGAUGUUGGGGGAUUGAAAGAAACUGUAGACAUGGUGAGCAAAGAGCCCAACCACAUGCUUACAGGCCAGUCCAAUGGCAAGAGCACUUUGGCAGACAAGCUGCCGGGGACAAUGACCGUGCGCUCUGUGCUCCUAAACCGAGACUCUCCAGAUAUUGAGAGCCGCCUAAAACGCCGCCGUAACCGUACCCACCAGGUUCGCUUUAAAGACCUGGAGGACGGCAGCAGUAGCAGUGGAAACAGUGCAACAGGGGACAACAAUGGCCAUCAAAGGCCAGCCACAGACUGUGAUAGCCCGCAUCCUCUGCGCAAACAUGGCAGCAGAACCCCUCAGCCGUGGACUGACUGUCUGCAUACAGGGGAUCAAACCGCACAGAGCUCUGUGGUGGGCGCUGUGCGUGGGGACAUGGCGAGCACAUUAGAAGUGGUUGCAGCAUUUUUAGCAAGAGCCCCUCCUCAUCCAUUAACACCUGGUCCUACACGACGAUGUUGGGCGCCGCCACAGAAUAACUCUCUGACUUUGCCAAUGACACGUAAGCCCAGUUCGAGCACCAGCACAGCCAUUCAGACAUCCCCAUGCCUGAAAAAGCCCCAGUCUAUUUCUUCCACCCAUACCCGUAGCCAAAGCAUUGGGGACUCAGUUGGCGUUGAUGGGGAUGAUGAACAUGACUCUCAAGACGAGUACCUCAUGCACAACCAUGUGUUGCUGCCUGGGUCCAAAGAACAGAACAGACCUGCAGGAACUGGGGAUCGAACUGUUAUAGAACGAAGAUCCAAAGUAUCAAGGACAGAGAGUAAGUCAGCGGUUGGGGUGGUAAAAACCUCAAGACACAGCUGUCCACCUUCUGUCAUUCAUAACAAUGAGCCACGCCACUGUUCUUCUGUAUCCAGUCGAGACAGUGGGAAGCGUCAAGGGAGCACCACUCCAUCUGUGGUCAGAAGAAGAAAGCGACUGAGUCGGACAACGAGUGAUCCUGGCAAAGAAGUUCACUAUUGUACCACUCCCACUCAGACUGAAAGCCCCAGCCCAUCCCCUCUGCCUUCAACCAUCAAACUCUGCACCACUCAAGUUCAAACCGAAAGCCCGUCCUCACCUUCAAACUCGAAGCACUGCACCACUCCAAGUCAAACUGAGAGUCAGCGACUGCCUCCAUCUCCAAGUGAUGAAGAACGCACAGCCCAGCUUCAAACUACUGUUUCUUCCCCAGCAAAUCCUCCAAACACUGACCAAUGUCCCAAUCAGACACAUGGAAAUCCUGCCAGCGUCUCGCCUCUGGAUCAAAAACCAUCCUCACCACAGAAACAACCUUGCAGUUCCCUUUCUACUACCCAGCUAACAGUAAAGUCAGGUUCAGUACAAAUGAAAUCUGACAGCCAUGUUUCUACACCAGUGACUCAAAACCCUCCCAUCACACAUGUUACUACUGUGCCUUAUUGUGCUUCUUCCUCACCUUUAAGUGCAACAAUACAAACUCCUGAAGACUGCACAAAGCCACCUUGGUCCUCUCCUUCCAAAUCAGUUUACACUAACCCCUCUACAUUCAGUACUCAACCCAGUCCUUCCUCCAUCUCUACUGUUCCCCAACAGCCUGUACCCUAUUUUACCAUUGUGUCCCCACCAACAAUCCCCUUAACAGCUAUUGUCUGCACAAACAUUUCAUCAAACCCACCUGCAGGCCCCAUGAAAAACUGUUCCUCUGCUAAGGCAAGCUUAAAGUCUCCAUCACCCUUAACCCUGUCUGCCCCUACUCCAACAAUAACUCCCAGUAUACCUCCUAGUGAUCCCACUAAAUAUUCUACCACCGCCUCAAGCGUAACAGAUCGGCCACCAUCUCAUGCCACACCAACAAACCUUACACCCUGCACAUUUGUGACUCAAACUGCCCUGUCUUGCACAUCAAUAUCAUAUUACACCACCACCCAUCCAUCUGGUCCCUAUGUACCUCCAUUUAACCCAACAUCCUCUUCUUAUGCUACAGUCAUACAAACUGUAUCUCACUGUAACAUUCCAUGCCAAACUCUACAGAACAACCCCUCUGCUGGGGCUAGCACUGGCCUGACCCCCUACUCCUCCCCAGUCCCAAAACUAAAAUGCACUUCUCCACCUCCCCUUGUGAAAACCUAUGUCUCCACCCUACAGAAUGCUCAAUCUUGUGCUACACCAACCAAAGCAGUUCCUUUGUACUCCUCUACAUUUCGUGCUGCGCCACCAUACACACCACCAUCUCAGGCUCCUCGUGCUCAGGACAAGAGGGGCAUUCGACUUCCACCUCCUCCUCCACCACCUCCACCCUACACACCCAGAAAAUCUGGAAAUGAGCCAUUGGGUACUGCGGUCCGAACACCCAUGCUCAGGGCAGAGAGCAAGGCCAGUGACAAAGACAAAGAAAGGGAAAAUAAGAAAAAGGAGGAUGUGAAAUGUACAAACUCACCAAAGCUUUGUGAGAGAGCCAACUCUCUGAAGCACAGAGCUCAAACUCCGCCAGUUGCUGUGAUGAAGGGAGAGAGGCGCUCUUCUUCUUCCUCCCCUGCCAAGGCCUGUUUUAAGUCCAGCUGUCUAAGCUCAGCCCAAGCUCAGCUUGGAGUACUACACAAAAUGCUCUGCUCAGGAGCCAGCGCCAGGCCAAACACACCCAAUAGCCAAAACACUCUCCCCUCAAACCAGCAGGGUUGUUCAGGAGCCAGGGGCUGCUCUGUCUCCAGGGAACGGCCUACAGCCGGGCCAUUGAGUCCCACCCAAGCUGACACUCUGAAACAGGUCCAGGAGAUUCUGGGAGGCUUGAUGUCAGGGGCCAGGUGUAAACUGGACCCAUCAAGGGUGACGGAAAAACUAUUGAGUCCCAAUGGACCUCUGCAUGACAUACGCAGCCUGCAAAACCAGCUUCAAAGCCUAGAAGGCGUCCUGGAGACAAGCCAGAACACAAUUAAGGUCCUGCUGGAUGUUAUUCAAGACCUUGAAAAGAAGGAAGCAGAGAGAGAUGGACAUUCAUAUAGGACCGGACAGGACAUUGAGAACUGUGGGACCUGCAGGGACUGUGCCUGCAUCAUCUACAGUGUUGAGCACGACUUUCGUCUGCAGGAGGGGCAGGUGGUGCGUACGUGGAAGGUGGGGGACCCUCCAGAGGGUUCACCACAGACCGCCACUCCCCCACCCGCGACACCUCUCCAUCAAGAGUCCCCAAAAACAGUGCAACCCUCAGUCGCCUCUAAGAAGAACCGGAUACGGCAAACACUUGAUGAUGGGGAUUUGUUGGACAGAAAAAAACUAGAGGAUGAAAACAGAACAUAAAGAUGCGGGCGGGGAAAGAGUCGCAAAGAUUGUGAUUCAUCUGCCUCUGCUGGAGCUGCUGAGAGCGGCUUGGCUGGACCACACAUGUUGCCGUUGUUUUAAAUGCUUCUUCAGCACUUUCUGAUUUUACACUGGUGCAGGGAAAAUAAAACAAAAAUGCUGAGGUCAAACAAAAGCAGAAUUUCAAUCCACAACAUAACUCACAGAUAAAAAGCAAUUAUUAGAUAUAGAAAGAAUUUGGAGUGUCAGGGGGCUCAGAACAUGAGGCGCUGCAGCUGAUAGGAUUGAACAUAUUUAUAGAAGAUUAAAUUAAUGGAAGUUAUGCUAGAAGAGAGAACAGAGAAGAACAAUUUAUCUCCAUUAAUGGACUAAUGAGGGUCACAACACCAGCUUUUCUAUUGAGAGACAUUUCAAAAAGAAUUACUAUGACCCAUAUUCAAAACUUUUCAUGAACUGUAACUGAAAUCCUACAUGUGUCUACAUGUUCAUACGGCACGCGCAAACAGAUGAGCGGACACAGAAAACACUGAGAACUGAGAACAUGAAGAUCUGUACAUAACAGAGUUAUUCUGCUUGGAUGCUUUGUUUCAGAUAUGAAUUACUGCUCUAUAAAAGUAUUUUACCACA
This is a messenger RNA of Oryzias latipes (Japanese medaka), 5469 nucleotides long. RefSeq lists its product as uncharacterized. The record is from RefSeq and is a predicted model, not a curated record. Lineage: Eukaryota; Metazoa; Chordata; Actinopteri; Beloniformes; Adrianichthyidae.